CGCGUCAGCCAUCUGACAAUCUUUUCACCCUCGGCGCAUGUUAGCUUCCAACCAUAUGAUAGGAUUUAAACCCAAGCGUCCCAUCACAAACGUUCGUUUCAGUGGGCCAUCUGAAGUUCCAACACGUUUGCUAAAAACCCCCGAAACCACACAAAUCCCAACAUCCAACGGUCCAGAGGCUCCAACCGUUUCUCUACUGUGGAAAUGCUCUCAAUUGAGAGAGCUGAAAUCUGCCCAUGCCACCAUGAUCAAGAACAACGCUCACCAAGACCCUUACUUAAUAAAUCAAUUCAUUGGCGCCUGCUCGGCAUUUCGUCGAAUGCAUUACGCGCUUCUUGUCUUCCACUGCAUGGAAGAUCCCAACGUCUAUGUAUACAAUGCCAUGAUCCGGGGAUUCGUUCAUUGCUCUUCCCCAAUUCAGGCCCUCCGAUGCUACGUUGGAAUGUCGAGGUCUCGAGUCUCGCCCACGAGUUUUACGUUCUCGACGUUGGUGAAGGCAUGCACUCAAGCACUGUCCACGGAAUUCGGUGAAUCGAUUCAUGGUCGGAUUUGGAAGAGUGGGUUCCAAUCUCAAGUGUUUGUUCAGACGUCGUUGAUUGAUUUCUACUCGAAUUGUUCUAGAAUUGUUGAAUCACGGAAGGUGUUUGAUGGAAUGACUGAGAGAGAUGUUGUCUCGUGGACUACAAUGGUGUCUGGGUAUGCCCGGGUGGGUGAUUUGGAUGCUGCUGGGAGGUUGUUUGAAGAUAUGCCGGAGAGGAGUACCGUGUCUUGGAACACAAUGAUCGCUGGUUUUGCGAGGUCGGGGGAUGUAGAGUCCGCUGCACGUUUGUUUGACCAAAUGCCUUCCAAGGAUUUGGUGUCGUGGACUACCAUGAUCUCGUCUUAUUCUCAGGGCAAGCGGUUUAGAGAAGCCCUUGAAGUCUUCCAAGCAAUGAGGGUUGCUGGGGUUAGCCCUGAUGAAGUGACCAUGGCGACUGUGAUUUCGGCUUGUGCCCAUUUAGGAGCUCUUGAUUUGGGAAAGGAGAUGCAUUUUUACGCAUUGCAAAAUGGAUUUGAUCUCGAUGUUUAUAUUGGGUCUGCGUUGGUCGAUAUGUAUGCGAAAUGUGGCAAUAUAGAGAGAUCCCUGGUGGUUUUCUUCAAUCUGCGGGAGAAGAAUUUGUUCUGCUGGAAUUCCAUGAUCGAAGGGCUUGCAAUUCAUGGGCAUGCCGGAGAUGCAUUGGGUAUGUUCGAUAGAAUGGAAAGGCAGAAGGUGAAGCCCAAUGGGGUUACCUUUGUUAGUGUUCUUAGUGCUUGUACUCAUGCAGGAUUGGUCGAAGAAGGUCGUCGGAGGUUUUCGAGCAUGACCCAUGAUUACUUGAUCUCUCCUGAGAUCAAACACUAUGGAUGCAUGGUCGAUCUUCUAGGCCGGGCCGGCCUACUCAAAGAAGCAUAUGAUUUGAUAAUGACAAUGUCAAUAGAGCCGAAUGCUGUUGUUUGGGGGGCUCUCUUGGGUGGUUGUAAACUUCAUGGGAAUUUGGAAAUCGGCAAAAUAGCAGUGGAGGAACUGAUGAUUUUGGAGCCUGAAAAUAGUGGUUAUUAUGUUCUUUUGGUAAAUAUGUACGCUGAAGCUAAUCGAUGGAGUGAGGUGGCAAAGAUUAGAGCAGCAAUGAGGGGGAGAGGAGUGCAGAAGAAGAGCCCGGGGAGCAGUUGGAUCGAAGUUGGAGGCAAGGUUCAUGAGUUUGUAGUGGCUGACCGAUCCCACCCGUUAUGUGACAAGAUUUUCAUGUUGUUGGUUGAAUUAGAUGGGCAGCUAAAGAUGGCGGGAAUCUAAUAGACAGGCCAUGGGGAGGAGGAUGAGGGCAAUGAUCAACAGGAGAUGGCGGAGGGUAUUGAGUCCAGUGUGCAAUUUGAUUCAAACAAACUGCAAUUUCGGAGGAUAUUUAGAGUUUAUUUUGAGUCACCGAGUUGCAUCAGAUGCAAGGAUUUCAAGCUCAAUUGGUGGAGCCGAGGAUGGUGUUAAGGGCAGGACUCAUCACGAUUGUCAUACAGCUGCACUCGAUGUAGCUUACUAGCAUGGAUCCAUAGGUAAGCUGCAUACUUCAAUUCCAUUUGCAGUUCUUCUUUCUUCGGUCACUGAUUUAUCAAGAUCAUCUUAACACAGUUUUAAUUGGCUUGCAUUUUAAUCAUCCAUUUUGAGGUGCAAUGCUGAAUGGGAUUUCAAUCUCAUGGUUUCAAUAUACCAUUGGAGAAUUUGGAACUAAGUCCAAACUGGUGUGCCGAUGAUCUUAUUCGUUCAUCCACAAAUUUUUGUUGUUGUACCAUCAGAUAUAGUGCAUUCACCAGAUCAAAUUGAAAUAUUCCAUUGUGCAGAUUGCCCUUCAGCAUCCACCAUCCUAGAAGUGGGAUUCUAGGAAAUGUGAACUCCUUUUUUAACCAUGACAUACUGAUUUUGAAAAGUGGGUCCCAUCCCAUGUUGCGGUAUCCAAAUUGUUAGUCCAUUCAUCCUCGAUAGCGCGUUGAUUGCGCAUGAAUGUUGG
This is a messenger RNA of Magnolia sinica, 2516 nucleotides long. RefSeq names its product pentatricopeptide repeat-containing protein At1g06143-like. The transcript is spliced from 2 exons. The record is from RefSeq and is a predicted model, not a curated record. Gene Ontology annotation, molecular function: RNA binding; protein binding. Gene Ontology annotation, biological process: RNA modification. Lineage: Eukaryota; Viridiplantae; Streptophyta; Magnoliopsida; Magnoliales; Magnoliaceae. Bases 38 to 1810 code for a protein of 590 amino acids.